This is a messenger RNA of Asparagus officinalis (garden asparagus), 2009 nucleotides long. RefSeq names its product protein REDUCED WALL ACETYLATION 2-like. NCBI's taxonomy places the organism in Eukaryota, Viridiplantae, Streptophyta, Magnoliopsida, Asparagales, Asparagaceae. Bases 105 to 1736 code for a protein of 543 amino acids. The record is from RefSeq and is a predicted model, not a curated record. Gene Ontology annotation, biological process: xylan biosynthetic process; xyloglucan metabolic process; plant-type secondary cell wall biogenesis. Gene Ontology annotation, cellular component: Golgi apparatus. The transcript has 16 exons. Gene Ontology annotation, molecular function: acetyltransferase activity.
CUCUGGCCCAGCCAAAAAGAGCCCAGCCUGGACGAAAUUUUCUUCAUUUCCUCUCUUUUUUUGGGCGAUUUUUUUUUUUUUUGUGAAAUGCUCGUCAAUGCUUGAUGGAAAUUUCGAAGCCAAUUACUCGAGGACAGGUGUCUUUUUUGCUGGGUUUUAUCCCAUUGUUUAUAGCGUGGAUAUAUGCUGAGCUCCUGGAGUAUUUAAAGAGAAGAACGGCGUCCAAAAUUGCCAGAAAUGAUGACGGAAAUGUAGGCGAAUUUGGUAUCGGUCCAUUUAGGGAAGAUGCUAAUACUCACUUACUAGAGGAUGGGCUACUAUCCCCAUCUUCGAAGACUCGGACGGCAGAAACACCCGCCAUUUUCCGAUUCCUUGUGUUGGAUAAAGAUUUCUUGGUUGAACACAGAUUGACAUUGAGAGCAAUGUCAGAGUUUGGAGCUUUCAUGGUCUUAUAUUAUCUGUGUGACCGCACGGAUCUAUUUGGAGAAUCAAAAAGGGUGUACAACAGGGACAUAUUCUUUUUUCUCUACUUUCUUUUGAUCGUCGUGGCAGCAAUGACUUCUUUUAAGGUCCAUCAUGAGACGUCCCCAGUUUCAGGGAAAUCUAUACUUUAUCUUAAUAGGCAUCAGACAGAGGAAUGGAAGGGGUGGAUGCAGGUACUGUUUGUGAUGUAUCACUACUUUGCUGCAAAAGAAAUCUACAAUGCAAUCCGUGUUUUUAUUGCUGCAUAUGUUUGGAUGACUGGAUUUGGAAACUUCUCAUACUAUUAUGUUAGAAAGGAUUUCAGCUUGGCACGGUUUGCUCAGAUGAUGUGGCGACUUAAUUUCUUUGUGGCCUUCUGCUGCAUUGUCCUUAAUAAUCAUUACAUGCUGUAUUACAUUUGCCCGAUGCACACCUUUUUCACUCUCCUUGUCUACUUCGCUCUUGGAUUUAUGAACAAAUACAAUGAUCGUGGAUGGGUAAUUGCUGUAAAAAUCGCUGCUUGCUUUUUGGUGAUUGCUGUGAUGUGGGAGGUCCCUGGUGUUUAUGAUUUUGUUUGGCGCCCAUUUGCAUUCCUUUUAGCUUACAAUGAUCCACAUGCAUCAACAAAAUAUCCACCGAUGCAUGAAUGGAAUUUUCGUGCUGGGCUUGAUCGAUACAUAUGGAUUGUGGGAAUGAUCUAUGCAUAUUAUCAUCCAACUGUUGAAAAGUGGAUGGAGAAACUUGAGGAAACUGGAGCAAAACUGAGAAUAUUAAUUAAAGCAGUUGUCAUAACAGUUUGUUUAGUGGCAGGUUAUUUUUGGUAUGAAUACAUAUAUAAAUUGGAGAAGUAUACGUACAACAGAUACCAUCCCUACACAUCAUGGAUCCCAAUAACCAUCUACAUAUGCUUGAGAAAUAUCACACAACAAUUCAGGAGCUGCACUCUCACUCUCCUCGCGUGGCUAGGAAAAAUAACACUCGAGACCUACAUAUCACAGUUCCACAUCUGGCUCAAAACUGGAGGUCCCGAUGAUCAGCCACGAGCUCUGCUAUCCCUUAUCCCCAAUUACCCUAUGCUCAACUUCAUGCUCACUACAGCGAUUUAUGUAGCGGUUGCGCAUAGGAUAUUUGAACUGACGAAUGUAUUGAAGUUGGCGUUUAUACCGAGGGAUAAUAAGCGCUUGAUGUCUAAUGUGACUUCGGCAGCUUCGUUUUGUGCCACUUUGUACUUUUCAGCUUGGUUAUUGUUAUACCUUCUUAAAAUACUGGCAUGAAAACUUUCUCCCAAAAACACAAGAGCUUCAGUUUGGUGAUGAUGAUGAUCCUGUGCAGUAAAAGUUCAAUGAAUGUAGAAUUGAGCUUAUCGUGAGUUUUAUGUGUAUAUAACGUUAUCGUCGUCGGUUGUGUGGUCUCUUUUUCUUUUUCCUUCUUUUGUUUUUUUUUUUUUUUGGUCAGAAUUGGUUGCCUAGUUUACUUAUUACCUCUGUAUCAAUGUUGUUGUAUGAUUAUAUUAAUAAAUGAAAUGUAGCUGUAUUAUUUGCAAGUUU